Messenger RNA from Fimicolochytrium jonesii, 732 nucleotides. RefSeq lists its product as uncharacterized. NCBI's taxonomy places the organism in Eukaryota, Fungi, Chytridiomycota, Chytridiomycetes, Spizellomycetales, Powellomycetaceae. The record is from RefSeq and is a predicted model, not a curated record. The coding region runs from base 1 to 732 and encodes 243 amino acids. The transcript is spliced from 2 exons.
AUGACAGACCAAACAGACCGCGGAAUCAUCUCAGACCUCGCGGGGAAAUUCACCGGUCAACCUCCCGUCCCAGGCAACAACAACAACAACAACACCACCGGCGAGAAGCACGACGAUAAUAAGGGUUUGAAGAUUGGGAUCGUGAAAUAUUUCGAGCGGGAGCGAGUGAGGUGGGGGACUGGGGCGGAGGAAUGCUUGGGGACUGUGCCAACGAUCGCGCCGGAGCGGAGCGUGGGAAUGCUUGAGGGUUCCGGCGAUAGCGAGGAGAAUUGCGGAUCACACACCAUCCCAAUGUCCUCGUCGCAAGCGGAAUGUCCUCGUCGCAAGCGGAGCGAGCAGGGUAUCGUUCCACCAUCCGCUCCAUCCCAAUGCAUCCGCGCCAGGAACAGUCAUCGUGAACCCUCAUUCUCACACUCCCACUCUCCACUUCCCCUCUCACUCCCCUCAGGCGUCGGCUACCUAGCCUACGAACAAUGGCUCGCGCACCAGAAAAAGUCUCACAACGAAAGCACCGUUUCCGAAUUCCAGAAACUCGCUUCCACCUCGGGUUCCUCGGGUGAUAAGCAUAAGGAGAAGGGCGAGAAGAACGAGAAGAACGAGAAGAACGAGAAGAAGGACAAGAAGGAUAAAGAUGGGAAGGAGAAGAAACAUAAGGAUGGCGAGAAGAAACAUAAGAAGGAGAAGAAGGGGAGUGGGAGUGAUAGUUCGUCGAGUAGUUCGGACAGUGACUAG